AUGAAGCCUCUGGAGAAAUUUUUGAAGAAGCAAACGUCGCAGCUGGCGGGACGGACGGUGGCGGGAGGUCCCGGCGGGGGUCCGGGGAGCUGCGGCGGGCCUGGAGGGGGUGGGGGACCUGGCGGGGGUGGCGGUCCAGCCGGGGGACCGCGGCCGCUGCAGCGGCGACAGAGCGUGUCUCGCCUGCUGCUCCCAGCUUUCCUCCGUGAGCCCCCCGCCGAGCCAGGGCUGGAACCGCCCACUGAGGAAGAAGGGGGAGAGCCCGCGGGGGUCGCGGAGGAGCCGGUCAGCGGGGGACCCUGCUGGCUACAGCUAGAGGAGGUGCCAGGGCCAGGGUCGCUCGGGGGCGGGGGACCCCUGCGCUCCCCUUCUUCGUACUCCUCAGAUGAACUGUCCCCAGGCGAGCCCCUCACUUCACCGCCCUGGGCGCCCCUGGGCGCUCCAGAGCUGCCGGAGCAUCUUCUGAACCGGGUUCUGGAACGGCUGGCUGGAGGGGCCACCAGGGACAGCGGCGCCUCAGAUAUCUUGCUUGAUGACAUCGUCCUUACCCACUCCCUCUUCCUCCCAACGGAGAAAUUUCUACRGGAACUACAUCAGUACUUUGUUCGGGCAGGGGUCCUGGAGGGCCCUGAGGGGCUAGGCCGGAAGCAGGCCUGUCUAGCCAUGCUACUCCAUUUCUUGGACACCUACCAAGGGCUGCUACAGGAGGAAGAGGGGGCCGGCCACAUCAUCAAGGAUCUGUACCUGCUGAUUAUGAAGGAUGAAUCCCUUUACCAAGACCUCCGAGAGGAAACACUGAGGCUGCACCAGCUUGUGGAGACAGUGGAGCUGAAGAUCCCAGAGGAGAGCCAGCCACCCAGCAAGCAGGUAAAGCCACUCUUCCGCCAUUUCCGUCGGAUAGAUUCCUGUCUCCAGACCCGAGUGGCUUUUCGGGGCUCAGAUGAGAUCUUCUGCCGAGUCUACAUGCCUGACCACUCUUACGUGACCAUACGUAGCCGACUCUCAGCAUCUGUGCAGGACAUUCUGGGCUCUGUGACAGAGAAGCUGCAGUAUUCAGAGGAGCCCGCAGGGCGUGAAGAUUCCCUCAUUCUGGUAGCUGUGGCUUCCUCAGGAGAGAAGGUCCUUCUCCAGCCUACUGAGGACUGUGUUUUCACCACACUGGGCAUCAACAGCCACCUGUUUGCCUGUACUCGGGACAGUUAUGAGGCCCUGGUGCCCCUCCCUGAAGAGAUCCAGGUCUCCCCUGGAGACACAGAGAUCCACCGAGUGGAGCCAGAGGAUGUAGCCAACCACCUUACUGCCUUCCACUGGGAGCUAUUCCGAUGUGUGCAUGAGCUGGAGUUCGUGGACUACGUGUUCCACGGGGAGCGCGGUCGCCGGGAGACAGCCAACUUGGAGCUGCUGCUGCAGCGCUGCAGCGAGGUCACGCACUGGGUGGCCACGGAGGUGCUGCUCUGUGAGGCCCCGGGCAAGCGCGCGCAGCUGCUCAAGAAGUUCAUCAAAAUCGCAGCCAUCUGCAAGCAGAACCAGGACCUGCUGUCCUUCUACGCUGUGGUCAUGGGGCUGGACAACGCUGCCGUGAGCCGCCUGCGGCUCACCUGGGAGAAGCUGCCAGGGAAAUUCAAGAACUUGUUCCGCAAAUUUGAGAACCUGACAGAUCCUUGCAGGAACCACAAAAGCUAUCGAGAAGUGAUCUCCAAAAUGAAGCCCCCUGUGAUUCCCUUCGUACCUCUGAUCCUCAAAGACCUGACAUUCCUACACGAGGGGAGUAAGACCCUCAUAGAUGGCUUGGUGAACAUUGAGAAGCUGCAUUCAGUGGCGGAGAAAGUGAGGACAAUCCGUAAAUACCGGAGCCGGCCCCUCUGCCUGGACAUGGAGGCCUCCCCUCACCACCUGCAGACAAAGGCCUAUGUGCGCCAGUUCCAGGUCAUCGACAACCAGAACCUCCUCUUCGAGCUCUCCUACAAGCUGGAGGCUAAUAGUCAGUGA
Urocitellus parryii (Arctic ground squirrel) is the source of this 1989-nucleotide messenger RNA. RefSeq names its product Rap guanine nucleotide exchange factor like 1 (gene Rapgefl1). Lineage: Eukaryota; Metazoa; Chordata; Mammalia; Rodentia; Sciuridae. Gene Ontology annotation, biological process: Ras protein signal transduction. Gene Ontology annotation, cellular component: plasma membrane. Gene Ontology annotation, molecular function: guanyl-nucleotide exchange factor activity. The record is from RefSeq and is a predicted model, not a curated record.